UGAUGGGGGAGGCGCCUGUUAACGCCAGCACUUCCCCCCCUUCCCAUCCAUAAGUCCCUACAGCGCGGGGGCGGGCACAGCAUUGGCGGGGGGUUAUGCGCAGUGACGGGCGAAGGGAAAUAUUUGGACCGUUGUAAUUCAAAUGCAUCGAUUGGAGCCGUUCCCGCCGCAGGGACGGGCGUAGCCGGGGUGGCUGCUCUGAGAGAGCCCUCCGGAGCCAGCGGCCCCGGUCCCGCAGUCCUUUCCAGAGAGUAGGGCUUGCUCUGUCCAGCCUUGCUGCACGCGGCGCUUGCCCCCGGGGGACCUUCUCCCCCGCCCCCCGUGGCAGCGGGCUGGCCCCUGUUGGGCGCAGCUCGGGCUCCAUUAAAACGGAGAAUCACCGUCAUUCAGAAUGUGAAUUUGAUUGCGUUGUUAAUUAUUCCGAAAUCGGGCAACUUAUUAAUGCAGUGUUUGAAAGUGAAAGACUGCCUGGGCAGAUCCCAACCGGGGGGGGGGGGGGCGGACUCAGGGCAGGUUUGGGACCAUCCCCGCCUUCUGCGCCCGGGGUCCCGAGUCCGCGGCACUGAGCCGUACAAGCCGGUGUUGCCGCGGCGCGGGCACUGUUGCCAUUUGUUAGAGGCGCCUUUCACGGGAUAACGUUUUCAGGAUUUUAAGUAAUGGCCCCUGGAAACAAAUCCAAGUAUUCUGAACUGAUAUUACUGUGUGAAUGGGAAGAAUGCCUUUUUGUAGGAAAAUGCAUGGAGGAAUUUUGUGAUCACAUUGCAGAACACUUGAAAGAUUAUCGACAACAUCCUCUGGAAAGAACAGAGCAGUACCAGUGUUGGUGGAGAAAUUGUGAAUUUUUGGCUACAGGUCCCAGGGAGCUGGUAACCCAUGUAAAUUUUCAUAGUUACCACACCAAGUUGAAAUUCUUAGGCUCUCAGUUAAGUGCAUCGCACCAAGAUUGGCCAGCAUGUUCCCAGAACAGCCAUACCCAGAAUCAGAUACCAAGGAUUUCAGAGAUGUAUGUUUGCCAUUGGGAGAAUUGUGAUGUUACCUACAACAACCCAGAAUGGUUUUAUCGGCAUGUUGCCAUGCAUGCAUACUCUACUGAGAGAGAAAACAUUCCAAGUAACAAAAAAGCUGGCUGUUGUUGUCACUGGAAAGAUUGUUCAGGAACUUUUAAAGGAAAGCACAAGCUAUGGGAUCACUUAAGAACCCACACUCAAGAAAGAGUGGUGGCCUGUCCCUCUUGUGGAGCGAUGUUCUCUAAUAAUACCAAGUUUUUUGAUCAUGCCAAGCGACAGGUUUCAGAGGAUCAACAAGUAUUUGUUUGUCAGAAUUGUGACAAACGCUUUGCCAAUGAGAGGUUACUACGAGACCAUAUGAGAGUACAUGUUACCCAUGUUACAUGUCCAUUUUGUGACAUGGUAUGUACAAGUGUCUCCUCUCUGAAAGCACACAUCAGAUUCCGACACUGUGAUGAACGCCCUUUCCGCUGUGAUCUCUGUGAAAGUAGUUUUAAGAAUGCUUAUGAUCUUCAUAAACAUGUUGAAACACACAAUGAUUCAAAUGCCUACAGCUGCGAUGUAGAAGGAUGUGUUUUUACUUCACGGACUUCACAGAUCUUGAGACAGCAUUACAAGAGAGCACAUAUGUUACUGAUUUCCACACCAUCUUUUCCUCAGAAUAAUGGCAAUCUAAAAUAUAAAUGUCACAUCUGUCAGAAAUGUUUUUCCUGGUGUUAUACAUUGACUCUGCAUCUUCGCAAGGCGCACAAACUCAGCUGUCAUUCUCGCUUCAGAUACAAAGAAGAUGAUGAUGGGUACUUGAGGCUGAAUGUAGCAGUUUAUAAUGCUGUCAUGGGUUUAGAUCAGGGUCUUGAGAACAAGAUGGCACCAAAGAAGUCUUCAGUAGUUCAAAACAGUACAGGAAAAGAGAGCUAUGCCUCUUGCGAAAGAAGCCAUUCAUUAGUGGAACUACAUUCCACAAGAUGUCAGAGAUGGUCACAAACUACUGCAGAAAAGGUUAUGGUAGAAUCAGAGACCUCCAUUAAGGAGCCAGUGUAUUUUGAACUUCAAACUACACCACAGUCAUUUGAAAGCUCUGCUGCUCCCUCUGAACUUGAUGAAGCAAUGACAUUGAAUACAAAGGAAAAAAUAAUAGAAAUUGCAAUGGGCUUGGGAAUUCAGAUUGCUGUUUAAGAAAAAUGCAUUUUCUUGGAUUUUACCUUGGUCCCUAUUUAGUACUCCUGGAAGAGUUCAUUAUUUUAACUAAAUAUGACAUUUACAAAGAGUCUGCAUUGUUUUCACUUGUCACAUUUUGCAUGUAACAUUGUGUAUGUAUUUGUUAAAUAUGCUAAAUAAACUAAGUUUAUUUUAUCUGAA
Messenger RNA from Chelonia mydas (Green sea turtle), 2366 nucleotides. Its product is annotated as histone H4 transcription factor. The record is from RefSeq and is a predicted model, not a curated record. Gene Ontology annotation, molecular function: RNA polymerase II cis-regulatory region sequence-specific DNA binding; DNA-binding transcription factor activity, RNA polymerase II-specific. The transcript has 10 exons. Gene Ontology annotation, biological process: anatomical structure development; regulation of transcription by RNA polymerase II. Lineage: Eukaryota; Metazoa; Chordata; Testudines; Cheloniidae. The coding region runs from base 657 to 2183 and encodes 508 amino acids.